AUGGCCAUAACCAACGCAACGUACACGUCGCCGGACUGGAAGUACGCAAAGUACCCAUUAUCAGUAUCGCCAAUACCUGACGAUAUGCGGCAAGGCAUGAUCGCCCUAUCGGUAAUAUCUUUGGUGUCCUGCUUGUCCACCUUUGGACUUCUCGUGUUUCUAACAUAUCGACUCUGGACUUCACGCAAAGGCUAUGAUGCACCAAUGUACAAGAAUCAAUACAUCAUCCUUAUUUACUCGCUCGUACUGUCCGACUUUCAACUUGGCCUUGGCUUCUUUCUUGAGGUUGCCUGGAUUAAGAACAAUGCCAUCAUUUCGCCGAGCUCUACAUGCUGGGCCCAAGGAUGGUUGGUCAAUAUUGGGGAUCUGGGAAGCGGCUUUUUUGUUCUCGCUAUUGGUGUUCAUACCUUUAUGAGCGUGGUUUUAGGGAAAAGGCUGGAUCUCCGAACUGUGGUGUGGGCUAGCGUAGCGCUAUGGCUGUUUGCCUUCCUUUUGACAACCAUCCCGCCUGUGCUACACCCGUCCGAUAUGUUUACGGCUUCUGGCAACUGGUGUUCUAUCGCAGGAAAGUACGACAAGACGCGACUUUUCUGUCACUACAUUUGGGUCUUGAUUGCCGAAGGCCUAGUCUUGCUGGCAUACUUGACGACCUUCGUCGUAGUGCGUAAACGCUUGAGCGUUGUCAAGUCGCACAUGAACACACACAACAGCGUCAAAGCCCAGAAGGUAUCCAACGCCACAAUGUACAUGGUCUUGUACCCGCUUAUCUACGUGGUCACUACGCUGCCUCUGGCUGCUUUCCGCCUUGCAAGCUUGGCCGGAAAUCCCAUGCCAAGACAGUACCUCAUGGCCGGUGGGUGCGUGAUGGCAUCUGGGGGAGCCUUGAAUUGCCUGCUUUACACUCUCACAAGACGUAUUUUCCUCAUCGGCAAGUCGGAUACCAGCGCACACGCACGAUAUGCAUCAUAUGGGGGUAGGGGAUCGGUCUUGCGGAGUGGAGGCGAUAUCGAGUUGAGCAAAGGGGUGUCAACGCCGGCGAGUAGAUAUCGGGAGCUGCCUAGUCCUCUUGGUAGCACGGAUGAGAUCGUAGCGUUAGAAAGGACAGAUCAAGCUACUGGUGGUUUCCAUCACGAUCGCAAGGGCGGUGUUACAAUGGAGACGAGUUGGGAGGUUAGAUCGGAGCGUGUCUACAGUGCUGCCACGAAGGUGCCGCCAUCAGCGAGGUUAGGGAACCAUGCGUUUGUAGAUUACUAG
Messenger RNA from Venustampulla echinocandica, 1254 nucleotides. RefSeq lists its product as uncharacterized. Gene Ontology annotation, molecular function: G protein-coupled receptor activity. The record is from RefSeq and is a predicted model, not a curated record. The coding region runs from base 1 to 1254 and encodes 417 amino acids. Gene Ontology annotation, biological process: adenylate cyclase-activating G protein-coupled receptor signaling pathway. Gene Ontology annotation, cellular component: plasma membrane. Lineage: Eukaryota; Fungi; Ascomycota; Leotiomycetes; Helotiales; Pleuroascaceae. The transcript is spliced from 2 exons.